This is a messenger RNA of Plodia interpunctella (Indianmeal moth), 6471 nucleotides long. It is a transcript of the gene Med, whose product is annotated as Medea. Gene Ontology annotation, molecular function: RNA polymerase II cis-regulatory region sequence-specific DNA binding; DNA-binding transcription factor activity, RNA polymerase II-specific; I-SMAD binding. Gene Ontology annotation, biological process: SMAD protein signal transduction; regulation of transcription by RNA polymerase II; cell differentiation. Bases 163 to 2418 code for a protein of 751 amino acids. Gene Ontology annotation, cellular component: heteromeric SMAD protein complex. NCBI's taxonomy places the organism in Eukaryota, Metazoa, Arthropoda, Insecta, Lepidoptera, Pyralidae. The transcript has 14 exons. The record is from RefSeq and is a predicted model, not a curated record.
AUCUUCUACAAUUGUCUAUGCACUAUCAAAAUGUCGCUUUCUGUUUUGGUAUCAUCUAGCAAUAAAGGAAUUAUUUUUUCCUAAUUUAUCCAUGAUUUUGCGAUUGAUUGUCCAUAUUUUUAGCCAUAUUAAUAGGAACUGAUAUCCACACAACAAAUAGCCAUGAACACCACAGCCCCUACAUCGGCAGAUGCUUGCCUCAGCAUAGUACAUUCACUAAUGUGCCAUAGGCAGGGAGGGGAGAGUGAGAGCUUUUCAAAACGAGCUAUAGAGUCACUAGUGAAGAAACUGAAGGAGAAGCGAGAUGAACUGGAUUCACUUAUUACUGCUAUCACCACUAAUGGAGCUCACCCCAGCAAAUGUGUUACAAUUCAGAGAACUUUGGAUGGCAGAUUGCAGGUGGCUGGCCGCAAAGGAUUUCCCCAUGUUAUAUAUGCCCGUAUAUGGCGCUGGCCGGAUCUCCACAAAAAUGAGUUGAAACACGUCAAGUUUUGUCAGUUUGCCUUUGAUCUCAAAUGUGACUCCGUCUGUGUAAAUCCUUAUCAUUAUGAGCGUGUUGUUUCACCUGGCAUAGAUCUUUCAGGAUUGACCCUUCAGUCGGGUCCAAGUAGACUAGUGAAGGAUGAAUACACAGCCGGCCUUAGUGGCAAUGGCAUGGACAUGGACACAGGAGAACUGGUGACCAUCCAACACCACGCCACCAGCCCGAGGCAUCACCACUCCACCAUCCCACACCAUCAGUUUCAGACCACCAAUAUCAUUAUAAACCAGGGGCAAACGCCGGAAGGCGUUCCGAACAUGUUUUCGCCGUCGCACGGGCCCCGACCUCCUAUACGGCCGCCGGGAGCCCCUCCACAGAUGGUACACUCGCCGGCACAACAAAUGAUCUCACCACAUGGCAACAACCAGAUGCCUCAACAGCAAAUGAUGCCUGGCACCCCUCAAUUACCCCCUGGAACUCCCCAAAUGGGUCCUGGAACUCCCCAAAUGGGACCUGGAACUCCCCAAAUGGGUCCUGGAACUCCCCAAAUGGGUCCUGGAACUCCCCAAAUUGGCCCUGGAACACCUCAGAUGGGACCGGGGACACCGCAAAUGGGGCCAGGGACCCCGCAAAUGGGGACAAAUGUGCCGCAGAUGGCUUCACCGAGAAUGGCCUCAGCGCCUACUCAGAUGUCACCGGGUACCCCUCAAAUGCAGAAUAUGAAUCAAGGAAUGCCGAUCCCAAGUCCUCAUCAGAUGGCUAUGGGGCAGCAAAGGGCCAUAGCUCCGAAACUGGAGCCCCCUGAUACAAUGGACGCGCGAGCGAUGUGGCUGCCUAAAAGACUGAACCAUUCGGCUUUGCCGGUCAGUAUGUCACCAGGCGGCACCACACCUCUGAUAGACGGUACAACUACAACCUUUUUCACCUCAGAACAAACUACCACAGAUACUCAAUUAACACAGACUUUGCCAGUAGGCACAGCGGCGGUCUCUCCAGUGGCCGCGGAGACCUCCCAGCAGAACGGCUUCGCCACAGCCACCAGCCCCGCUCCACAGCCCAGCCCACUACCCCACCGCACCCAGCAACAGCAACAGGGUACCUGGACGGGCAACAACACGCUGACGUAUACGCAGAGCCUCGCCCCGCCCCCCGCCGCGCCCCCCGCGCCGCAGGACACGCAAACGCCGCACCAUCACCAUUACUUUAAUGGCAAUCCCGGCGGUUUACUGUCAAGCCAGCCAGCACCAGAGUACUGGUGCUCUGUUGCGUACUUCGAGCUCGACACGCAAGUUGGGGAGACCUUCAAGGUUCCCUCCAGCAGACCCAACGUUACUGUGGACGGCUAUGUGGAUCCUUCAGGAGGCAACAGAUUUUGUCUAGGAGCCCUAAGUAAUGUACACAGAACGGAACAAAGCGAACGAGCAAGACUGCAUAUUGGCAAAGGCGUUCAACUUGAUCUGCGAGGCGAAGGCGAUGUUUGGCUCCGUUGUUUGUCCGACCACUCGGUGUUCGUGCAGUCGUACUACUUGGACAGGGAGGCGGGAAGAGCGCCCGGUGACGCUGUGCACAAGAUAUACCCUUCUGCGUGUAUUAAGGUGUUCGACCUGCGGCAAUGCCACCGUCAGAUGCAGACGCAGGCGGCCACAGCGCAGGCGGCCGCCGCGGCGCAGGCUGCAGCCGUCGCCGGCCACAUCCAGCCGCAACACGCGCAGAUGAACAAGUGUCUAACAGCAGCAGCGGGUAUCGGCGUGGACGACCUGCGGCGGCUGUGCAUCGUGCGGCUGUCGUUCGUGAAGGGCUGGGGCCCCGACUACCCGCGGACCUCAAUCAAGGAGACCCCAUGCUGGGUUGAAGUGCAUCUCCAUAGGGCUUUGCAGUUAUUGGAUGAGGUACUCCACACGAUGCCCAUCGACGGUCCGCGGAGCACCAUCGAGUAGGAGUUGAUCGGCUUCUUUUGAGGCCUUCGAGCGAACGGACCGUGUGCCGUGCAGUGACAGUGUUGACAGUGUAGUGUCGUGUACGGAUUGUGUUGGCGUGACAAGUGUUGGGACGUUCAGGCUCAGGGAGGAGUGUUUUAUGAGUGUACUGGUUUUGUGACUGAAGCAGUGGUGGUUCAGACUGUGUGAUUGAAAAGUCUUAAGUUCGAAUCCUACAUGUGUCACAGGAGUUUGUGUUAUUUUUUGUAUUACUUUAAUUAUUCAAAUGUGGCACUAAUAGUCUAUGCCAAUAAGACACGUCGUGUUGUUUACUUGCUUCCUGUAAGGAAAACAUCGUGAGUAAACCUGUUGUUUUUAUUGUCAAACUUUGUCUUCGUUAUAAAUAUCUACUUUCUAUAGCAAGACAUGAUAAUACAAAUUUUAAAAAGGGUUGGCCUCCUGGGUUUCACAAUGUAAAAUGAAUUUUUAAUAUAACAUUUACCAUUAAAGUAUAUUUUAUAUUUUCUCACAUAAACUCUUAUCAGUAUCAGUUAUAGUAUUGGUGCACUCAUAAAAUGUGAACCUCUAGCUCUAGGUUUUGUUGUAACUUCGAAAACAAUUUACAAUUAAUUUUCAUUGAACUAUAUAAAAUAAUAAAUCAAAUAGUGAUUACUAAUUACGUUAUGGUUGCCAUAUAGCAUUUUAUAAGUUGUUAUAAUAUUUUUUAUCUAUAUUUUACUUUUCGGCCCUGUCUUCCAAAUUGAUUCUUUUAUUUUGUCUUCCGUUUUCCCAAAAUUGUUGGAAAUUGUUUUGGAUUGGUAUGUUUAUGAAAGGUAACAAUCAUUGCACAGUGUUGCAUCGCUCGUGUUUAUAAAAAAAAGGUGAACUGAUAAUUUAUGUCUUGUAUUUAUUUACUAAAUAAGGGUGGUCUGUAAGCAAAAAUGAUAUUGUAACUUCACUUUGUUUCAUGCAUACUAUAAAAUUGCUGUAAUACGAACAAAGUUUGUACUUCAGCGUUUUUAGAAUACAAAUUGAGUAAAGGUUUAUUUUAGUUCAGCAUAGCUAGUAGCCAGUUUAGCUUUGAUGUAAUAAUUAAAGAUAUUGCUAAUUUCAAUCAUUGAUUACUGGAAAAAACUUGUGCAUCACUUGGUUGAUAUACAUAUAUUUUUAGGGGCUGUGUAAGGAUCAGGUGUUCCUUUGAAAAUAGUUCCACGCCACAGUCAUACAUUUCAUGUAUACAUGUAUGUCGUUAGCAAUAACACACCUGAAACGAAACAUACUUACUCUUUACUGAUCACCCUUAUAAUACAUGUAGGUUUAAAUGUAGCUAUCUAUAUAUUAUAUAACAGUAUUGAGAGAACAAACUAAAUAAUAGAGUGAAGGAUCUCACUAAACUAUUUUCACAAAUCUUAAAAAAUCGUUAUUUAAGAUAAUAUUUAACAUGAAUCAGCUCAAGUAUGAGUUAGUGAACUUUAUACGAAUUUUAGCAGCAGUUAUACCAAAUAAGGCAUUUUUGUACUAAAAUAAGGUUAAAUACGACAAGACAUAAUUAUAGUUCAACUUGAAAGAAGCCAAAUCGGAUUAGCUUUUGUCCUAGUGAGUGUAAGAUAGAUUAGUGUUAGUUACGUAAUUUAUGAUAGGAUAUGCGGCGAGAGCGGGGUAGGUGAGGUUGUAUUUUAUAGUUUGAUGUGCCUAAUUAGUGGAAUUGCAUGAAUCGUACAAAAAAAAAUUACGUAAGACCCUAGAACUUGAUUGAUCAGAUUAUGAGUUUUUUAAUAUUUUUAUUUGAAACUAAAUUUUUGUAAGAAAAUCGAUUUGGAUAUAUUGGCAUUAGCUUCCAUUAUCUAUGCUUUUUGAAAAUAAUAAAUAAUGAUUAAAUUCAGAAAUUCAUGCAAUUUAGCUAAAUUAUUUUAGAUGAUCUGUGAUGUGCUAACAAAAUGUCGAUAAGCUAGGAUGCUCGGCCGCUGCGAACACUCGCCAAAACCUCUCAUCUUUGGUGAAUGUUAGACUAAGUUAGUCUAAGUAUAAAAUGACAUAUUUUGUGUACGAAUCGUAAACGGUUUAGUAGGUACAUAGUGUAAGAGUAUAGUGGGAAAAUGGGUCCGAAAUUUGACUCGGGAAAUGGAAGGGGUUAUUUGCUUUUUACAUACACAUCUAUUUUCAAUAUAUAAAUACUUUGUUACCUAGUUUAAAAAAUGACAGAGUUAUGGCUUUGAUGUCCUUCCCAUAAAGUUAGAAGAAAAAAAUAAUGUAAUUUUUUUCUCUCUAUCAAUAUUUUUGGCCCCUUCUGUAAUUGUAGUUAUAGUGAGUUGUUGUGUAUGGUUGCGUUUUUGUAUUUUGAACCCUCAUUAUUUGAGAUUUCGUAGUUUGCUUAAGAAUUGCUUUAAUAUUUUAUUACGACUUGCACAUACGAUUGAUACGUUUUAUUACUGUUAGUGAGUGUUUUUUUAAUUAUUAUUCGAGCUUAGUUUUUAUGAAUAAAUAUUAGAUGGUAAAGAGAGCAGUUCAGGAUUUGUUAUAUAUUAUUUUCGGUAAAUAUUCCUGAGAUAUUAAUUUGUUACUGACAUCACAAUUCGGUUUAUAUUUGUUAUUGAUUUUGAUUACUUGUUAUCACUGAUCACAUUUUGGCAUAAAAAUGAUUCCCCUGAACAUUACAAAAAAUAUAUACUAAUUUGCGUAAUUGUGGAUUUUAUUUAUGAUUACUAUAAAUUAUAUUAAUAUUGAAAAAAGUGUAUAUUCGUCUGAUAAAUAUAUAUUUAUUGCAAUAUAAAAAUAUUAACACCUUGAUUCAUAUAUGAUCAGUGAAAAUAGGUCUUACAAUUAUUUUUCUUUUCGAUUCUACAAAUUAUUGUUACCACUUAAUGUUUUGGAGUGCGAGUUGUGUAAAUAGUACAAUUUAUGGAAAUUAAUAUGGAUAUUUUUAAUAUACUGAGAUGCGAGCGGAGAAAACUGCAGAGGCGAAAGCACAUUUGUAUAUACAAACUGUUUGGUUCUAUAUUAUCUUUUUUAAAAAAAAAAAUUGGGCUACUUUAAACGUAGUUGGGUUGUCGCACUUUUUUUUUAUUUAAAUAAAAGAUUUUGUUGAGAUUUUAAGCAUUUUUUUUGUGUCGUCAAAUAAUUACUUUGAUGUAUACAAACGUGCUAUCACUUAAAAUAUUAUAAUAUAUACAGGUGUUUGCGAGUCGGUACUUAGAAAUUAUAUUCAAGAAAUUUCUCAUAAUAAGCUUCACAAAAAUUAUAUCAAAAAUACCUCUUUUAUAGUGAUGAAAAGGAUUCAAAGGGUUUUUAGAUAUUAUUAUGUGGUAAGUUUUUUAAAGAUGUUCAAGUUUUGAAUGAUAUUUGUCAAAUUCUACAUUAAGCAGUUACUUACCCAAGCUGUUUCAAAUUUCAAUUUUAUGUGAAACCAUUGCAGUUUUUGAAGAUAUACCGAAGUUAUCCAAAGUUGAUUGUUGGACGUAACUGUUCGCUUUUGUAAAUACGCGAGUCGUGAACGCGAGUUUGGCCCUUAAGGCUUACGAUUUAAAUGUUAUUAUUCCAUAUUUUUUUCAAGCACAACACGAGAUUAUCUGGAUUUCGAUAUUAACCUUCACUGCAGAAUAAAGUUGAAAGUUACAUGGCAGUAUAAUGAGCAUUGUAUUUAAGAUACGUUGUCAACACAGUUUAAUUUCGACACUUUAAUUUAACGAAUGUUUUUAUAGUUACAUGUGUCGGAAUAGUUAAUACUUAAAGCUGUCAACGUUAUGUCCCGAUUUGAUUUUGUACUUUACAUUUUCUAUAUUUUUGAGAACAUUUUGUCAGUCAACUAAUAUACAACACUAUACAAAAUGUCCUAAUAUGAAAUAGCUUUGCAAUAAAUACUAAUUUAGUAAGUAUAUAAAUUUUAAAGCAAUAACAUGUUCAAAAUGUAUUCAUAGAAGAGUUUGUUUUAUAAAAUUAUCAAAUUUCCUUUUAUUUAUAGUUAAAUAGUGCGUUUAUUUAACACUUUGGUCGAUUAUUUGGUUAACUCUUUGUACCACAUAUUAUUUUAUUACGAGACACAUUGUUCGUACUAAUAAAAGUACAUUAUUCUCAGUA